AUGAGUUUGUAUGAUACUUUUGUGUACUACUAUUCAGACGAUAUUGAUCCAGCAUCUGGUGAGGUGGACAAGAACCUUUUGAAGUUCGAUGAGAGGAACAUUAUCUCGAAUGUGAACCAGGUGUGCCUUGCCCAAGGGUCCACGGUGUUCGUGCAGUACCAAGAGAUGGCAAUGGCUUUGGUUGACCGCACAUUUGUGAAUGGCUACAGCCAAGUGAGCGAGAAGAAGUGGGUAUCAGAGAUCAAUCACAAUGUCAAACUGGUGGCUGAGAGCAUUGCAGUGGAGCCAUUUCGAUGUGCUGAAGAGCUUUUCUAUAGAGGCGACAGAAAAGAUCGGAAGGAGGAAUUUCCAUUUGGAGGUUGUGGAGGCAAGAACUCGGACAAGUGUUCCGUUAGCAAGUAUAAGUUUCCAAUCAGAUUCGAUGUGGAAACAACACAGUCAAAAGCAACGAAGUAUGAGACCCACUUCAAGAGAGUCAGGUGUGACAGGGGAUAUGAAAUCAAGAGCCGUCAGCAGUGUAUUGAAGCUGGCCAGAACGUGGGAGGGAUUUUGAAGAACGGGGAACUUAAGGAAGGACACUGGGGCCAUACACCCUGUGGUUGUUUUCUAAAGCGGGGUGAAGGUGCCAUCCUUUGGAAUUUAAGUAACAAGAAAUGUAGAAAUGAAGACUGGAACUACAGCCCAGUUUGUGUUGAGCAUCGAAACAGAGAUGACUAUGAAAUUGUCCAUUUCAAAACCAAGUGUGACAGUGGAUAUGAAAUCAAGUCUGCAACAGAGUGUGAGGAAGCAGGACUAGCAGUGGGUGGUGAGAUCCUCAACCGCUAUGUUGAGCAACGUGAUUGGGGGCACACACCAUGCGGUUGCUUCAUGUCAAAGGAUGGAAAUAUCAACUUUGACACCGGGAGAGGGAAGUGCAAAAAUGAUAAUGGGAGAUACCAAUCAAUUUGUAAGCGGAAGAAGGACAGAAAAUAUGUAAGCCUCCGAAAGAGGGUCAAAUGUGAUCCUGGGUUCGAAAUCAAGAGCAAGAGUGAAUGCAUCAAGGCUGGCCAGGCCAUUGGUGGCCGUUUGAAUAAGGGCAAUCCUCUAAUUGGAAACUGGGGCCAUACACCCUGUGGCUGUUUUGUGGGGUGGAACAGCCUUACCAUUCAUUGGGAUGAUGGAUCCAAGUGUGCCAAUGAUGGAUGGAACUACCAUACUGUGUGCAAGAACAACCCUGUGUCUGAAAAGUACAAAAGGGUGCAGUUCACAAAGAAGUGUCCUGGAGGAGAGGAAAUCACCACUGUCUCUGAGUGUGCUGUGGCUGGUCAGGCACUUGGGGGUUGGUUAGGCGGAUGGAAGGUGGAGGUUCGUGAUUGGGGUCAUACUCCUUGUGGCUGCUUUUUAACUCGUGAUGGGAGGGUCCACUUUGACACAGGGAAAAGUGGCUGUGAGAACCAAGGUUUUAACUAUGAAGCUGUGUGCCAUCAAGCUCCUGAGAGCAAUGGGGUAGGGCGUGAUGUACAUGGCAAGUUACUGAGCAAUGACAAGUCGGGCUUUGUCACAAUGAGCUAUGAGAAGGUUCGACGUACAGCAGAUUCAUGCAUCAACACUCAACUUGCUGAGUUGCAUGAGGAUUGCUUGAAAGAAUCAAACAAGAAGCAAAACUCAAAGUACUAUGAAUGUAAAGUGGAGAAGAGGGAGAAAGCCAUCAAAGAAUGUGACCGUUUUGGACCAGUCCAGACUGCAUUGGACCUUGUUUUUGGUUCUCAAACUUCUCCUGGCUUCAUCUGCGGAAUCAAGGAUGCCAUUGUAAAUGAUGGUGUUCCAAUGCCAGGAUCCUGUUGCUUGGAUGCCCCCUAUGAGCUUGAUGGAGACUUGUGGGGACAGCCAUACGACUGCGAGUCGAACACUCCAUGCAAAACCCCUGGACCUUUUUUGGCUGGGGUGAACAAGGAUGCCUGUGAUGCCCAUGGCGGUACUUGGUGUCCUUCUAAAUCAACCUGUGCCACGCUCAAGGACUGCAUUGAUUCCCUCAUUAAGGAGGCGACCAAGGAGGAACGUCUUGCAUAUGAAGAGUACCUCAGGGGAGCACCAACCAUAGAGGAUCCAACAGACCGUCAUGCCUGUGGAAGGACACGUGGAUACUUUGGCUUUGACGAGAACUUCAUCAAUGACCAACAAAUCUCACUAGCCCUCAUCCCACCUGACAGGAGUUCGUCGACGGCUCCAGCCGUACAGGGUCAUGAUGCCUGGCAGGGUACCGUUUUUGCCUUGAAGGUUCUCAGCGGUGCUUUGGAGUUUAUCAUGCAGCGCUUCAGUGACAUUGAGUGUCCUUGUGGUCCUUUCUGCAUAGCUGAAAAUGUGUGCAAAGGAGUCAAAGAGACACUCAUCCCGAUAUUCACCAUCAUAUUCCAGGUUGCACAACAGCUUUUCCAAGUGGCUGAAAAUCUCUUUGAAUUGUUGUCUGGCGAGGCUGAUGUCAUUCGAGCUCAGGAAAACACCGAAGUACUCUUUGAGAACAUGCAAUUGAUGGCCGACUAUCUUGUUGAUAUGCGUGCAGAAAACCGCAAACGCAAUCAUCGCGACCUCGCUUACGGCAGUGAUAACCAUCAUGCUGCCGCCGACUUCAAAGUCGAAGUCCAAGUCUUGCCGGACAAGUCCGUGGUUGCCCUCACAACUGUGAAUGGCGUUCAAGUGGAUGCCAACUUUACAUUUUCAAAGCUGGACGAGAGCAAGAAUGAGAUUUCGGUCGACUUUACCACAACGGUGCUCGAGCCAGGAAAGACUGUUCUGGAGUUUGGGGGUGACGUUGGUGCUUUUCUGUUCAUGAAGGCGUCCCCCCUCGGCGGGGAUCAGAAGAAGAGCCAACUCGUCUCGUUCAAUUAG
This is a messenger RNA of Seminavis robusta, 2865 nucleotides long. Lineage: Eukaryota; Bacillariophyta; Bacillariophyceae; Naviculales; Naviculaceae. The record is from the annotation of a GenBank genome assembly.